UCCCCAGAGUAGAGGGGCCAGAGGAGUAAAGCUAGUCAUUCAGAUUGGAACCUAUCAGAUCCUCAUUUGUUCUUGAAGGAGUAUUUCAACAGAUCGUUUCGUGUUGCGUUAUACUACAGACGGGACCAUGAUGAUCCCAAGCAUCCUUGCGCCUAAUGCGAUGUACCCAGGCCUUUACCGCCCCUCCGCCUCCUUGCCGGUACACCAGUCCCUGCAGAACGCAUUUCCAACCCAUUCCAGCUUCCUAGUGGAGGACCUGCUGCGGAUAAGCAGGCCGCCGGGGUACCACCUCAGACGGACGCUCCCCUCAGCAAGCGUCUCCCCGGCGACAACCACCACCACCAUGUCCUUCAGUGCCAUGCCACUGGAGCGCAUCGUCUCUCCAACUGUCUUGAGGCGCGAAUCAUGCGCGCCGAAAACGUCACAACCGAGCAGUAAAGAUCCAACGUAUCUUAAGUUUGGAGUCAGCGCAAUCCUUGCACCAUCACCAAAGACCGCAUCGUUGCCCCCCGCCAUCCACCACAGUAUGCACCCCAAGGCCUUCUCUCUCCCCUACUUCGACGGAUCCUUCCACCCCGCCUUCUUCAGGUCUGCAUAUUUCCCAGCCUCUUCAUCGGUCGUGCCCAUCCCCGGGACCUUCUCUUGGCCACUGGCCAACAGAGGGAAGCCGAGGAGAGGGAUGCUCAGACGCGCGGUGUUCUCUGACGUGCAGCGCAAAGCUCUGGAGAAAAUGUUCCAGAAACAGAAAUACAUCAGCAAACCAGACAGGAAGAAGCUGGCCUCAAAGCUCGGCCUCAAAGACUCACAGGUUAAAAUCUGGUUCCAGAACCGCAGAAUGAAGUGGAGGAACUCCAAAGAGAGGGAGCUCCUGUCGUCAGGAGGUUGUCGAGAGCAGACCCUGCCCACUAAAACGAACCCACACCCAGAUCUCAGCGACGUCGGCAAGAAGUCCUCCGCGGAGGAAGAGGAGGACGAGAUGGAAGAGGACCCAUUCGGUGCUAGAGGCGCGCCUGGCCUUUGCCAUUCCCCCGCGGCGGGGCGCGAGUUGUCUAACAGCGCCGGAUCGAACCUCUCGUCGCCAUCUCUCUCCAGCAAGCACUCGGAGUUCUCAGAAUCGGAUGAAGAAGAAAUCACAGUUUCAUAAUUUAUUUGCUUAUAAAAUGGUUAUCCACAUAUUAACUGUACCUGUGUGACCAGGUUUGCCAGAGGCUGUAUCCCUUAAUUUUAGACCCAACGAAGAUUAUUUUUUUCAUGUUCCACCAACUUUUAAAACAACGAACUUCUGUCCAAACAAUUUAAGCUAUAUCCAUGAUUAUUUCUUUUAAAAAUAACUGCAGGGUUUAUUUUAUAGGAAGGGCCGGCUCUUGCCUUUGACAGGAGUUUUAAAGUCAAUUUCCUUAAAUUCUACACAUUUUGCCAUGUGGCAUAUGGAAAAUGAGGCUGUUUUAAAGCAAGUUUUCAGCAGUUCUAUAUAUUUUGCCAUGGGGUGGAAAGAAAAGGUUGCAAUUUUAUUAUACAUUUCAUGCAAUUCUACUAAUUUUGCCAUGGGGCUGAGAAACAUUUUUUGCCGUUUUAAAGCAAGUUUUCUGCAGUUCUACACAUUUUGCCAUGGUGCAGAGAGAAACUGUUGAAAUGUUAUGUCAUUCAGUUCCAUUCAUUUUGCCAUGACAUGUCAUGUUAAUGCUAUCAGAGUGAGAGUGACUAACAAAAUUAAUGGGGCCCUGGGCCCGGUCGGUAUUCGGCCAUGAUUUUCUACAAGUUUUGAUUAACUGCCUAGACUAGACUAACUUACCGAUCUAAAAAAGAGCUGCUGAUGCACAACCAAAUUUCAAACUUGCACCUUGUGUAUUCUACUAUUCUAACUCUCAACAGUAAGUUGAGAACCUGACUGAGUUUUAAAAAAAAUAUGGGGGGGCCCUAGUGGCCGGGGGCCCUAAGCGACCACUUAUAUCGCUUAUUCCUGGAGCUGUCCCUGUUUAUAGGAUAUACUUAGAAAUGAUUUGCUGUUUUGCACAGCUCUUUCAAUUGUACAGUAUUUUGUACAACUAUUUGUAUGGACAUUUUAUGCCAAGAAACUUGAGUUACCUGGACUACUUAGAGUUUUUAUUGAAAAGUGUAGAAAUUUUGUGCAUAAUUUAUACGAUUUUGUUAAUUCAAUGUAUUGUGUGUGUAUAUAUAUGUGUUAAUAUUUCACCAUGUUUUAUUUCAAUGUAUUGUGUGUAUAUUUCACGAUGUUUUGUACAAAUACCAAAUAAAAUGUAACAGUUACAUGGUAUAUCUUCUAUUACAAAGUGGAAAUUGACAACAAAAAAAAAAACAUUAAAUA
Messenger RNA from Oncorhynchus keta (chum salmon), 2326 nucleotides. RefSeq names its product developing brain homeobox 1a (gene dbx1a). The record is from RefSeq and is a predicted model, not a curated record. Gene Ontology annotation, biological process: cell differentiation in spinal cord; regulation of transcription by RNA polymerase II. NCBI's taxonomy places the organism in Eukaryota, Metazoa, Chordata, Actinopteri, Salmoniformes, Salmonidae. The coding region runs from base 128 to 1144 and encodes 338 amino acids. Gene Ontology annotation, molecular function: DNA binding; DNA-binding transcription factor activity, RNA polymerase II-specific. The transcript is spliced from 4 exons.